Messenger RNA from Dreissena polymorpha, 2109 nucleotides. Its product is annotated as WD repeat-containing protein 46-like. NCBI's taxonomy places the organism in Eukaryota, Metazoa, Mollusca, Bivalvia, Myida, Dreissenidae. The transcript has 15 exons. Gene Ontology annotation, molecular function: protein binding. The record is from RefSeq and is a predicted model, not a curated record. Gene Ontology annotation, biological process: maturation of SSU-rRNA from tricistronic rRNA transcript (SSU-rRNA, 5.8S rRNA, LSU-rRNA). The coding region runs from base 122 to 2011 and encodes 629 amino acids. Gene Ontology annotation, cellular component: 90S preribosome; nucleolus; small-subunit processome.
CUUCCUAUUUCAAUGGUUCGGUGGCGCAAUCGGUUGUAUAGUUUUACCCACAACAUUGUAAACAUCGUGAACACGAAGAAUAAUAACUGAGGACACAAUAUUUCUUCUGCGUUGUUUAAUAAUGGAGGCCAACGUUACAAAGCCCUUUGUGAAGAAGAAACAAAACAUGAAGCGCUACUUCAUGGAAGGGGAUGGCAAGGAAUUAUCAACAAAUAAAGCUUCCAAAGACAUGAAAAAACAUUCUCCAGAAAAGAAGGGCUCAAAACCUAUUGGUGAAAAGAGAUUCAAAAAGCCAAUCAAGAUGAGAACAUAUUCUGACAAAGAUGGGCAACAAAAGACUCAGCAGGUGUUCAAAAUUGACAUUAGCAAAACCGAGAGACACAGAAAAUGGCAGAUGAAAAAGCAACGUCAGGCGCAGGGAGAACAGAGGAAACUGCAACACAGAAAACACAUGCGAGAGCAACAGGAUCCAUUUCCUGGGGAUGCACCCAUACCCAAGGAACGCAUACAGAAAUAUGAGCGUGGGGAACACAUCAAAGACACGGGUACCCGUACAGGUCAAGGGUCGAGGAAGCUGGCUGAGCAGGAGAAGAAGCUGCAGUUUGCUGCCAGACAGGCUGCCCGCACAGAGAUCCUGCUCCAUGAAGAGGCAGGGUUCCUAGAGGCAGAUGAGGGUGAGGACACGACCUCCAUCACACAACACGACCUGGCAGGGGUGGUGGACAUCACUAGCGCCCAGAAAUUUUUCGAGUUAAAGCUCCCUGACUUUGGCCCCUACAGUGUCAACUACACUCGUAACGGGCGGUUCCUACUGAUGGGAGGGGUCAAAGGUCAUGUGGCGGCCAUUGAUUGGAUGACCAAGAAGCUUCUGUGUGAGGUUAACGUCAUGGAAACGGUCAAUGAUGUCAAGUGGCUGCACCAGGAGACAAUGUUCGCUGUCGCCCAGAGACAGUGGACCUACAUGUACGACAACCAAGGCAUAGAGCUGCAUUGUCUUAAGAAGCUGGACUGCGUACUGCGCAUGGAGUUCCUGCCCUUUCACUUCCUCCUGGCCUCAGCGAACUCGAAGGGCUACCUGUCAUACAUUGACGUGUCUAUAGGGGAGAAGGUGGCAGGGUACAGCACACAGAUGGGCAGACUGGAUGUCAUGUGUCAGAAUCCCAGCAAUGCCAUAGUCACCCUUGGGCAUUCUGGCGGCACAGUCACAAUGUGGUGUCCAAAGCUGAAGGAGCCAGUGGUCAAGAUGCUCUGCCAUCAGUCAGGCGUGCGGUCAGUGGCCAUAGAGCAGGCUGGACAGUACAUGGCCACAUCAGGUAUAGACCGCACCCUGAAGAUCUGGGACCUCCGUACCUACAAGAUGCUGCACUCCUACAAGGUGCCCAUGGGGGCAGGGCAGAUGGCCUUCAGUCAGCAAGGGCUACUGGCCACAGGCAUGGGCAAUAUUGUACAGGUGUAUAAAGACAGCUGUAGACAGGAAGUGAAGGCUCCCUACCUUACCCACAAUCUCACAUCGUCUGUACGCAGUCUGCAGUUUUGUCCAUAUGAAGAUGUUCUUGGAGUAGGGCACAGCACUGGCUUUAGCAGUCUUAUCAUACCAGGUGCUGGAGAGGCAAACUUUGAUGCCCUGGAGAGCAAUCCAUACCAAACCAAGCAACAGAGAAAGGAAGCGGAAGUGAAAAUGCUGCUUGAAAAGAUUCCUUCUGAUAUGAUACACCUGGACUCAAGCAUGAUUGUUCAGGUGGACAAGAAGGGACUCCAGGAAACAAUAGAGGAACACAACAAGAUCAAGUAUUUGAAGCCCCAAAAGAUGGAGUAUGAGCCCCGUUACAAGGCAAAGGGAAAAUCUAGGGGCCAGAAAGUCGUGCAGCAAAAGAAAGGGGUGAUUGAAGAGCAGAAAAGGGAGAUUAUAAAGGAAGCUCUUGUGGAGAAACAAACCGGCAAUCGUGCAAAGGAAGUGAAUAAACAUAGACAAGGAAAUGUUUUGGACAGAUUUAAGCGAAAGGUCGAUUAAGUAUUUAGUAUAAGGUAUUGAAGUAAAACAAUUAUAUAAUUAUUGAUUUGUUUUUACUGUUAAAUUGAUAGAUACAGUAAAUAAAAGAAACAUAAAUA